This is a messenger RNA of Linum trigynum, 543 nucleotides long. The record is from the annotation of a GenBank genome assembly. Lineage: Eukaryota; Viridiplantae; Streptophyta; Magnoliopsida; Malpighiales; Linaceae.
AUGGUUAUGACGCUGCUGUGCGUUUUGGAUGGGCAGAAAGGGGAAACCCCUAAUAGCAGUCGAGCAGCUGAGCAGCAGCCCUCCCACCCAUCUUCGAUCGCCUUCAUCCCUCCUCUCCAGCAUCCUUCUCCAGCAUUGCAAGUUUGCAGCAGGGGGAUUCGUCGCCAACUGCGCCACAUCCUCGUCGCCAGUCUCCAGAAUCGCCAGUCGUCAUUAGUUUCGCCGUCAGUCUCCGCAUCACCAAUCGCGCCUCGUCCUCGCCAUCGGUCUCCAGCAUCGCCAAUCGUGACUCGUCCUCGCCCUCGUUCUCCAGCAUCGCUCGCCGCAGUUCUCAGCCGACGGUGGGAAGAUCUCUGGACUAGGGUUUCCAUUCUCGACCUCGACAGCCGCGUGGUUUACGAGUCCCUGAACGAAGAGGAGGAGCUAGAACCUGCUUCAGAAGCAGUUUUAGAGAGGAGAGAAUCGGAGUUCUGCCGCUUCGUUGACAAGGUACUGGGACAGCACAAGAAUCUCAAUUCUCUUACUCAUUUCAUUGCUGUGUGA